AUGACCGUGACCCUGUAUGCUGCAAAAUUUGAAGAACUAGCCUGUUACGCAACUAGAUUUGUAGCAAAUAAUGAAGAGAAGGCAAGGAUGUUCGAGUGGGGGUUGGACCUUACAAUGAGGGGAAGAGUUCUUCCACAACGACUCCCUACAUUUACUGAGGUGCUGGAUACGGCGUUAGAGUCUGAGAGGGAAGUAACAGAUGCUAGAAAGGCUUGGAACAAGAGGAGAGGGAUUCAGACAUCUGUUGGACCUCAGAGGAACCAAAAAGGAAACAUGACGCCAAAGUCCUACUCCAGACCACAACCACGACAGCAACAGAUCCAGAGAGGAGGCUAUCAACAAAGGCCGAUGGGACAAAUCCAGUGCUUUCAUUGCCAACAAUUAGGGCACAAAAAGAGCGAAUGCCCCCAACUCCCUCCAUCUAGGUACCAAAGAGGAGGUUCCGGAGCAAAUGCCCAGGCAUUAGGUGGGCAGAAGCCUUGGACGAACAAGUCAGGAUCGAUUGGACUGCAGCACCAGAAGAAUGGGGGAACUCAAAACACUAAGACCAGUGGCAACCAGAAGGCAACCGGCAGAGUCUUUGCCUUGCAAGAGAAAGAAGCAGACCCGUCUAUUAUUGAGGGUAAUUUAGUAUUAUACAAUUCUUGGGUGCAUGUUUUAUUUGAUACUGGUGUAUCACAUUCCUUUAUAUCCUCUGCUUGCGCUCAGUCAUUAGGACUUGUAUGUGAACCCUUAGAAACUGCCUUAAAUGUAAUGUCACCUAUGGGAGGAUGCAUUUGGAUAGGAUUGAUCUGUAAGGACUGUAAGAUAGGAAUGUCAAACCUACACUUAACGUGCGACCUUCGUGCCAUGGAAAUGUCAGACUUCGAUAUUAUUUUGGGCAUGAACUGGUUGUCUGCCCACCGAGCAGUGAUCAACUGUCAUCAGAGGAAAGUGGUAGCUCACACACUCGAUGGGACUCGUUUCCAGUUUAAGGGGGAUAGACAAGACCCCAUGGCUUCAACAAAACAUAGGAUGCAGUGGUGCGAUCAAAUUGCGGGUAGGAUAACAAGUCUGAUUUUGAAUGAGGAAGGCCAAGGAGAAUUAGAACUUCUGUGCAUAGUAUGUGAAUAUGCAGAUGUAUUUCCUACAGAGUUAACGGGAUUGCCACCGACCUAG
Molecule: messenger RNA, 1158 nt
Organism: Camellia sinensis
Lineage: Eukaryota; Viridiplantae; Streptophyta; Magnoliopsida; Ericales; Theaceae
Source: RefSeq, a predicted model, not a curated record